CUAUAUAUGUAAAAAAUAAUCCCAUUUUUGUAUUCCACCCCCUGAGUAAAGUAACUCUUGUUGAUAAUUAACUUAAUUAACUUUUCUGGAAAGCUAUUUGGGAGAACAAGCAAUGGACUUUAGACUCAGACUAUCUAAAACUAAAGGUUUUCUGCGAAGUUGGUGUAUAUUCUGUGUGGAGAAUUUCAUGGUGAUGGGAUAAAGGAAACCGCAGAUCAAAAGAAAUCUCCUGCACUGCCACUUCUGUUGGGUAACUUCUAUGAAUCAGCUGGAUUUUUGGUGAAAUACUACAAUACAGUACUUCAGGAUUCUGCCUCAUGGCCAGAGUAUUACAAAUUCUGAGACUGAAACAUUCUCUGUUUUACCAAACGCACAGGACUACAAUGGGUAGUGUGCCUCUGCAGGAGGAUACCCGAAAGAUAUUUUGGGCUGCUGUGUCUGCUGUGUUGCCACCUCACAUGUUACAGAGGUCACUGAAAGUGACAGAUUGUGGAGACUCCUCUGUCCUUGAGUGUGGAGGGAUAGAGUUCUCUCUGAACAGGAAUCUGUACCUGGUGGGAUUCGGGAAGGCUGUGCUAGGUAUGGCAGCCUCCGUAGAGCAGAUUCUGGGAAAGCAUCUUCUAGAGGGAGUGAUCAGCAUCCCACGUGGAAUGGAAGAAAGCCUGAAACAAGCUGGGAGAAGAGAGAUGCUGCUAUCUUCUGGGUCUUCAAUUCGAGUUAUGGAAGGUGCAGAACACAACAUGGCAGACGAGGCAGCACUGGAAGCUGCUGGUGAAAUACAGAGCCUUGCAAAGAAACUGACGGAACGAGACAUCUUGCUUGUGCUUAUUUCAGGUGGUGGCUCUGCUCUUUUGCCAGCUCCCUUUCCUCCGCUUACACUUCAGGACAAGCAAACUAUAACCAAGCAGCUGGCAAUGAAAGGAGCGACCAUACAGGAACUUAACACUUUACGAAGAACUUUGUCUAAGCUCAAAGGAGGUGGCCUGGCCAUGGCAGCGUUCCCUGCACAGGUAGUCAGCCUCAUUCUGUCUGAUGUCAUUGGUGAUGACCUUGAUGUCAUUGCAAGUGGACCUACGGUUUACAGCUCUUACAGUGCAAAGGAAUGUCUGCAGAUAUUGGACAAAUACCACUUGAGAGGCACAGCACCUGGGGCUGUAGAACAAGUUAUUCUCUCCAGAUCUCCGACUCUAUUGAAUGACAAUUUCAGCCAUGUCCACAACAUCCUGAUUGGCUCCAACCUCAUAGCCAUAGGUGAGGCACAGAAGGAAUCUAUAAAACUGGGUUAUCAUCCUGUACUCCUGUCCACAUCCAUUAGCGGUGAUGUCAAACAAGUCUCUCGCUUUUAUGGUCUCCUUGCCCGAGUGAUCUGCUCUAUUAUGACAAAUAGUCCAGAGCAACAGCAGCUGCAACAAGAAAUCCUAAGUCUAGUUGACAAGAUGACCAUUCCAAACCUCAAACUUGCUUAUUGGUUGCAGGAACUACAAACAUAUGGGGAUUUGGGAGCGGUUUGUGUUCUUUGUGGAGGAGAGAUAACUGUGUUGGUACAUGGGGAGGGAAAGGGUGGGAGGAACCAAGAACUAGCACUGAGGGUGGCUCAGGAAUGGCAUGAUACUCAGGAAGGCAUGAAGGAUUGUGAGGUUCUGUUCUUGAGUGGGGGUACCGAUGGGCAGGAUGGUCCUACAGAAGCAGCAGGUGCUUUCUCCUAUCCUGGGCUACUGAUGGAUGCUCAAGAAAAAGGAUUAAAUGUAGAACACUCUCUGAAUCACAGUGACUCUAAUGGUUUCUUCACCAGAUUCCAUGAUGGCAGAUACCUUCUGGUAACUGGACUUACAGGCACCAAUGUAAUGGAUGUGCAGGUGCUACUGAUACAGAAAAAAAGGAGACAAUGAAAAUGAACUGCUAUUUCCCCACACACAAUGGAGAGACAAAAAAAUCACUAUGCAGGGGCGGAGCCUAGCAUCCAGGCUGAGCAAACGUGCAGAAACCAAGCUCCUGACCAAAACUGCUAUUUUGGGGGAAAACCCCCCAGAAAUCAGGCACGUCCUCUAUCUGGAGGAUAAUAAGCGAGGAGGGGACACCCGGGGGAACCCUUUGACACCCGAAUCCUGACACAAACACAAACCGCGAACUCUAAAAACCUGUUGAGGCCUACCAGGGAUCGAAACGGGGAGAGGCGGCCGCUCUCCUCGCUAGAGAACAGGCACACA
Messenger RNA from Pelobates fuscus (common spadefoot toad), 2207 nucleotides. It is a transcript of the gene GLYCTK, whose product is annotated as glycerate kinase. The transcript has 5 exons. The coding region runs from base 318 to 1889 and encodes 523 amino acids. Gene Ontology annotation, cellular component: cytoplasm. Lineage: Eukaryota; Metazoa; Chordata; Amphibia; Anura; Pelobatidae. The record is from RefSeq and is a predicted model, not a curated record. Gene Ontology annotation, molecular function: glycerate kinase activity. Gene Ontology annotation, biological process: protein phosphorylation.